Messenger RNA from Syzygium oleosum, 2586 nucleotides. RefSeq names its product probable mediator of RNA polymerase II transcription subunit 26b. NCBI's taxonomy places the organism in Eukaryota, Viridiplantae, Streptophyta, Magnoliopsida, Myrtales, Myrtaceae. Bases 1276 to 2412 code for a protein of 378 amino acids. The record is from RefSeq and is a predicted model, not a curated record. Gene Ontology annotation, cellular component: nucleus. The transcript is spliced from 8 exons.
AUAGCGCGAUGUCGAUAUUAAUGGCAACUUCUGUGGAAUUUCGGGUCAAGAUGUUUCGUGUAUUGUAAUCUAUCAUCCUCCUUCCAAGGUAGUUGAGUUCUUAUGCUAGACGAAGAAAACGAGGUUGAUAAGGGCUUUCCCAAAGUACGAGGUUUAUUUAGAUAAAAAAAAAAAGCACGAGGUUUAUGCUUUUGAAAAUUAUUAGGUAUUAUUGACUCUUGUUACCUCACUUCACCUGAGCGGUGAGGUCAUGGGAGUCGCUCAUGUGGAUUGGACUAAUGUAGGUUGGGAGUAACCAAUAGAAGCUCCUCUGUUACCCUCUUCAAUAAGUCAUAAACCAUUUAGGGUUCUUUUAUUAAGUCUUGAAUCACUAGACUGUCAUGCAAUGAACGAUUAUAGGGAUCAUUCACCCUUGUUCAUGGCUUCCAAAAAUUUAUCGAAUAAUCCGUGCAAAGCACGAGUUAAAUUCAAAUAUCUAAUGAUAAUACUAUGAAGAUUGAUGAUAUAGGGCCAUGAGAUUUGACUUAGUGGUUUAGGAGGGGCUUGUGGGCAGGGUUAGACAAACAUAUUGGGGGGCCAAAAAUGCAUAAAGGAAAAGUCAUAUGAUGGGAGUUUCUUUAGGUUAUUUCAAUAUUAAUUAUAUUAAAAUGAAUGACUAGGAAAUAUUUAGGACCGAACGAAGUAUAUCAUGAGAUAGCCCUUUCGUUUUUUGCUAAUCAAGUUAAAAAGCCCUAUUGAUAAGGUUCAAUUUCAAUAUAAAUUGGUUGUACUUAAUCUCUUUGAGAGAGAAUCUGUAAGUCACCAAUAACUUAAAAUUAAAAAAUAUUGACAUCUUUUUAAUUUGAGGAAUGCAAAAGUCAUAGAAUAUUUAAAAUUUGAUUUGUCAUGUAUGCUUCACACAAUGUGAUAUAAUGAAUGGAGAAUUAUGACUAUUAAGACUGCAUUACAAUAGGAUAUUAAAUUGUUGUUAUCUCUACUGAUAUUAUCUCGUCGUUUAUCUCUCUCUCUCAUUUAUCUUUUUUUCUAUUUCGGAGAGCUACUCUAUUAAGUAAAUAAAGAAAGGUGAAAAUUUAGUCAUAAUUUCAAACGAAGGCAAGAAAAACAACCUUGUAAUUUUCCCUCUCAAACAAACGUUCGUAUCGCAUGCAAACCUCAGACAGAGACGAGCCCAGUGACACCGAGACAACUCUGUUUCUUCCAUCGCUGAAGUGAGGAUUUCUCAGUUUCUUGAUAGUUUCUUGCGCGCCAAGCACUCUGUUCCUAGUCGUGGCCACAAUGGGGGAAACGCUGGAUGAUUGGAGAGAAUUCUUUAGAACGACUGACACGGACAUUUUCGAAUUCAUUGACACCGCAAUCACAUUAGCUGCGUUGGAUCGCCCGAGAGAUUUUCGGCUGCAAAGAGACCGCAUCGCGGAGUGGCUGUUCUCCACCACGACGACUCAGAGUCGGUGCCCAGGGUGCGAUGAUUUGCCUGUGUCGCGUGAUCGUGGAGAUGAUUGCGUACGCACGGGUAAAGAAAGCAAAAGGAUCAGAGACAAUGGUAGGGUUGUCGUCGAGUACAAUGGGGUCGACAUGAACCGGGAAAGCUAUCACGAUUGUGGAGGAGCCGAGGCAAUUAGUGAUGAGAUUGAUGAACAGUUUCAAGUUAUUGGUGAAGUUCUAAGGAUCAAGCGGGUUUUGGACAACAGUCAACACGAGUCUGAUUCCGCGCUGUAUGAAUCACUGAGAAAACUCCAGUUGAUGACCAUCUCUAUGGAUUUAUUGGAGAAAACUAAGAUUGGGAUAACUGUCAACAGCCUCCGGAGGAAAGGUGGAUCGACGCAGAUUACUCAGCUUGCACACAAUAUCACCAUGGGAUGGAAGGACAUGGUUGAAGAGAUAUGCCGCAGCACAAAGAAUGUUGCUGAUUGUGCUAGUGGACCAACAUCGUCAGUGAAGAACCAGAACAUCCCAAUAUGGCAACAAGAGAAACACACCAAGAAGUCCGGUUCAAUUGCUAAGAGGAACCAGAGGCCAAAUGUGAACCAGCACCUGGCCACUGUGAAGCCCAAUACAUCUCCAAGUAUUGACUCAAAGACAAUCCCACCAAGCAAGAUUGUGACACGGAAGUUUGAGAAGGAAAGAAUGCUUCGAAACUCGAACGGCAUCAUGGGCCACAAAAGACUCUUCACCAGUCAACGGGAUAUCAACGGCUCGGAUGAAGAUGCAGUGGAAAAGAAAUUGGGUGCCUCCAAGAGGAUCUCACAAGAGCAUUAUCAGCAAGCAGAAUCAGCCAAGAGGCAGCGGACAGUGCUGGCUUUACCUGUUCUCCCAAAGCAACCCGCAAGUCAUAAGGGUCCGGGUCCACGCGCUAGAAUCGAAAAAACUCUUAGCCAGAUGGCAAAGUCACGGAGACGGAUCUCAUUGUUUUGAAGACCAAACUUCCAAAGCCGAAUGCAGCUGUUGCUUGAUUCUUCAUUUGUGAAAAUCUGUGUUUAUUACCUCUGGACACGUUGCAUAUAUUAGCUAUGACUGAUAGGAGUUUUUGUUCAGGAAGCUUGUGCUUAGCUCGUAUAGCUAUGACUUGUUGCUUAUAUAGCUCAUGAU